Parnassius mnemosyne (clouded apollo) is the source of this 264-nucleotide messenger RNA. Lineage: Eukaryota; Metazoa; Arthropoda; Insecta; Lepidoptera; Papilionidae. The record is from the annotation of a GenBank genome assembly.
AUGAACAAAAACAAACGGUGGCUGGCGAUGGUCGCCGUAGUAGUACUUGCAAGUGCAGUUCGAGGAUGGGAUUGUGUCUGCAAUCCUAGAGAGUGUGAAGCACUUGAACCGAGCGGCUGUCCUGGACUUGGAAAAGUUGUUUGGGAUCCAUGCAGGUGCUGCAAAGUUUGUGCAAGAACACUUGGUGAAGAUUGUGGUGGAUUUAGAGGGACUUGCGAACCAGGUCUUAAGUGUCUUGAUGGAUCUUGUACUCCAACAACGUGA